AGACGUCAUUUCCGGCCGUGACGUCUCAAGAAGUGAACGUGGACACCCGCCUUGCGGCUUCUUGUUUGGGCAAACGGCGAACGUGCGCCGCGACAUUUAGCUCGCCAUGUCCGCGGAGUACCCGACGCCAUUGUACGCUCACGCGGCACGGGGACACUUCCGCGAUGUGUACGAGCCGUCGGAGGAUUCCUUCCUGCUCAUGGACGCGCUGGAAAAGGAUGUUGACGAGCUCCGGCAGAUGCGGCCGCGCGUGUGCGUGGAGGUCGGCAGCGGCUCCGGCGCGGUUUCCGCGUUCCUGGCGUCCAUGCUCGGACCCUCGGCGAUCUAUUUUUGCACGGACGUGAAUCGGGCAGCGGCGCUGUGCACGGCCAAGACGGCAUCACGCAACGGUGUGUCGCUCGAGCCCGUCGUCACCGACCUGGUGGAAUGUCUCCUGCCGCGGUUGAGCGGACAAGUGGACGUGCUCCUGUUCAACCCUCCAUAUGUGGUCACGCCAUCCAGUGAGGUGGGAAGCACGGGCAUGGAAGCCGCUUGGGCCGGCGGCAGGCGGGGCCGGGAGGUCACCGACAGAUUUUUACCGGUCGUAUCCGAGUUGCUGUCCAGUCGAGGGCUGUUCUACUUGGUCGCGAUAGCAGAGAACGAUCCGGAGGAGAUGAUCCAGUCACUGAGUGGAUACGGGCUGGAGGGAAAGCCACGCUUGCUGACCAGAGCCGGAAACGAGAGGCUGAGCGUCCUGCGCUUCCACUGGCGCCAACAUCAUUGUCCUGUUUCAACACCAAUCCUCUUUUCAGCUUCAACUGUCGGACAAAUGGCCUCAGGUUCUUCUGCAAAAUACACGAUAUUGCCAAAAGUAUUUGCUCACCUGCCUUGACUCCCCUACAGUAUGAAUUUAAGUGCCAUCCGAUUCCUAAUCCAGAGUGUUCAAGAUGACGUCGGUCCACCCUUUGCAGCUAGAACGGCUUCAAGUCGUCUGGGAAGGCUGUCCACAAGGUUUAGGAGUGUGUUUAUGGGAAUUUGUGCCCAUUCUUCCAGAAGCGAAUUUGUGAGGUCACACACUGAUGUUGGAUGAGAAGGCCUGGCUCUCAAUCUGUGCUCUAAUUCAUCCCAAAGGGGUUCUGUCGGGUUGAGGUCACGACUCUGUGCAGGCCAGUCGAGUUCAUCCACGUCUUUAUGGACCCGGCUUUGUGCACCGGUUUACAGUCGUGUUGGAAGAGGAAGGGACCAUCUCCAACGUGUUCCCAUAAAGUUGGGAGCAUGGAAUUGUCCAAAAUGUCUUGGGAUGCUGAAGCGUCCGGAGUUCCUUUCACGGGAACUAAAGGGCCAAGCCGGGUCCUGAGGAACGAGCCCACACCUGCAUAAUCCCCCCUCCGGCAAACUUCACACUUGGCACAAUGCACUCAGACGAGUCGCGUUCUGCUGGCAACCGCCAAACCCACACUGCCAUCAGAUCGCCAGACGGAGAAGAUUCGUCGCUCCAGAGAAGGCGUCUCCACUCGUCUAGAGUCCGGCUGCGGCGUGCUUUACACCGCCGCGUCCGACGCUCUGCAUCGCACUUAAUGACGUAUGGCUCGGAUGAAGCUGUUGCGUGAAGCUCACUGCGCACUGUUCUUGAGC
Molecule: messenger RNA, 1614 nt
Organism: Phyllopteryx taeniolatus (common seadragon)
Lineage: Eukaryota; Metazoa; Chordata; Actinopteri; Syngnathiformes; Syngnathidae
Gene: hemk2
Product: N-6 adenine-specific DNA methyltransferase 1
Exons: 7
Coding region: 107-871 (254 amino acids)
Biological process (GO): methylation
Cellular component (GO): eRF1 methyltransferase complex
Molecular function (GO): nucleic acid binding; protein methyltransferase activity; S-adenosylmethionine-dependent methyltransferase activity
Source: RefSeq, a predicted model, not a curated record